Messenger RNA from Triticum urartu, 700 nucleotides. RefSeq names its product major pollen allergen Ole e 10-like. Lineage: Eukaryota; Viridiplantae; Streptophyta; Magnoliopsida; Poales; Poaceae. The record is from RefSeq and is a predicted model, not a curated record.
CUUUCUGCUUCGGCUUCCCCCCUCUUCUUCUUCGUCUGCAUAUAUACACGCACACACCGCCACGCCGCGAGCAUGAACUGAAACGGCGGCACACACCUUCUCCUCUGCAUCCUCACAUAUAACAUAGAGAAAACAGUUUCUUGCGUCCUCUCUCUUGGUCACAAGAAAGAGAUGGGUUCGGGUUCAACCACCGUCAGGCUCAUGGCCUUCGCCUCCGCUCUCGUGCUGCUGACCCACUGCACUCACGCGGCAGCGGCACCAAGCUUUCAGCAGAAACAGGCUGCGGCCAAGACGUGGUGCGUGGCCAAGCCAUCGACGGGCGAGGCGGCGCUGAGGGCCAACCUGGAGUUCGCCUGCUCCGAGAGCGACUGUAGCGCGAUCCAGGGCACGGGGGGCUGCUCCGCGCAGAACGGCGGCGUGCUGCUGUCGCGGGCCUCGGUGGCCAUGAACGCCUACUACCAGGCCAGGGGGAGGAACACCUGGAACUGCUUCUUCAACGCCACCGGCAUCAUCAGCAUCACCGACCCCAGUCUAGGCACUUGCAAGUAUGCCUGAGACCAGGGGGGGGGGGGGGUCACUGAAGCCGAGAAAAUAAGAUGUUUCUAGGAUAUAUGUGUCUGUCCCCUAGAAAGUUUAGUGUGUUUGUUUUCACCAUCAGAACUGCCAUUGUUCGAAUCAGGCAUAGCUUCAGUGUUUGAGU